AUGUAUGUAUGUAUGUAUGUAUGUAUUUAUUAAAUGAAUGUGGGUUAUAAAAGCAAGUAAUUGAAUAACCUUUUUUGAUUGGUCGGAAGACUGCCGCUUGUCGUUGGCUUUGUUUUACAUUUUACAUCCGGGAAAAUACCUGUCAAAAUAAAAGACACUAAGCGGUAUUUAAACUAUGUGCAGAAGGUGUACAAAUACUCAGCUGUGUCAAUUGUAUGUGUAGGCAUAUAUAUUUGUGCUUGCCCACGUUACUGUUACUACUAGUAACUAGUAAUACUAAUAUAUACUUAAAUACUUUUUUGUUCUAGUUUUUUUUUUUUUUUUUUUUUUUUUUACAACUCUACAGUUGCACAAUUCGGUGUAAUAAAUUUAUAUAUAAUAUUAUAGAAGUGUAUAUAAUAAAAUCUCUAAAAAAUAUUAAAUAUUAAAAUAUAUUUUCCCGGAAAGAAUUUGAAUAAGCAUUUAGGUUAUUUUUGUACUCUUGGUGCUUCCUAUACAAGCAAUAAAUGCAUAAAUAACUAAAUAAUAAAUAAAUAAAUUCCUGCUCGGCCAGGGCGGAACAGCGACACUUCCUGCGCACUACACUGAAGGUUAUGCAGCUUCUUGUUGCUCGCCAACGCUUUUUUUUUUUUUUUGCUAUCUUGAAUUAGGGCUUUACUAACAAUGUCAGCAGUCGUGCACGUUUUGCUGCCCUUCUUUCUCUGCAUUGCUUUGGCGAACACUAACAUUUUCAACAAUGUGCUGGUGGACAUGUCCUACGAUGACUACGCCGAGAAGAGAGUGGAUCAGCUUCCUGGCUUUCUGGCCAUGCCGUUUAACUGUCUCGUCAACGUGGGUUACAUUAUAGUUGGGGUUUACUGGCUGAGCCGGAAGAUGGAUGAUCCCCGCGCCGCUUACACCAAGGACGUGUUCGCGCUUAUGGCCCUGGCGUACGGACCGGUCCAGUGGACGCGCCUGGCCACCCUGCGCCGCGCUCCCUCCGUCCUGGACCAGUGGUUCACGCUGCCCAUAUUCGCCUGGGUGCCGGUUUGGUGUCGGGUCAUUACGCACGGCUGGUCCGCUCGUUACGCGCUGACUGUGGAGGUGUGCUCUGUGGCGAGCUACGCGCUGGCGCUGCUGCAUGAGCGCGGCUUUGAGUUGGCUCUCGGUGCUCACAUCGCCGUGGCGCUGCUGCAGGCCGCCGCCGCUCAGCGCGUCUCCGGAGACCCAGCGUCUCUGCGCUAUUUCAUCCACGCUGGGCUGUCCUGUGCCGGAUUCGUGCUUUUAAAGCUCCUGGACCACGAGCUGGCCAAAUUCUGGCUCUUUCAAAACCUCACUGGACACUUCUGGUCCAAAGUGUGCGACAUUUUGCAGUUCCACUACAGUUUCUGUUUUCUUACGCACCUUACGCAAAUUGCGCACAAACGAACGUGUUAGAGCAGUGACGAUUAAACCAGACAUGGACAAGCAGCCAGUGUCAUAAUGGACAUGACAGUAACAGUAAUAGCUAAUGUACCCCUCUAAUCUAAUCUCUACGCCCUCUAAUCCUUUUUAUUCUAUAAAGAUGUUAUAAUUUUUUUAAAUUAUAUUUUAGUUUGUUUCGAUGUAUUUACAAUAAAGUAUGAAUUACUUACA
Ictalurus furcatus (blue catfish) is the source of this 1614-nucleotide messenger RNA. RefSeq names its product transmembrane protein 187 (gene tmem187). Gene Ontology annotation, cellular component: transport vesicle. Lineage: Eukaryota; Metazoa; Chordata; Actinopteri; Siluriformes; Ictaluridae. The record is from RefSeq and is a predicted model, not a curated record. The coding region runs from base 664 to 1416 and encodes 250 amino acids. The transcript has a single exon.